CCUUCCGUGCUGUGUUUCGUGGAUCGGCGCUUCCGUUUCCGGCGGUGCGAGUGGAGGUUCGUGGCAGGUCAAUGGCGGCUGGUGGCAGCGAUCCGCGGGCUGGUGAUGUAGAGGAGGAUGCCUCACAACUCAUUUUUCCCAAAGAGUUUGAAACAGCUGAGACACUUCUAAAUUCAGAAGUUCACAUGCUUCUGGAGCAUCGAAAGCAACAGAAUGAGAGUGCAGAGGAUGAACAGGAACUUUCUGAGGUCUUCAUGAAAACUUUAAACUACACAGCCCGUUUCAGUCGUUUCAAAAACAGAGAAACCAUUGCCAGUGUACGUAGCUUGCUGCUCCAGAAGAAGCUUCAUAAGUUUGAGUUGGCCUGUUUGGCCAACCUUUGUCCAGAGACUGCUGAGGAGUCCAAGGCUCUGAUUCCAAGCCUGGAGGGCCGGUUUGAAGAUGAGGAGCUACAGCAGAUUCUUGAUGAUAUCCAGACCAAGCGCAGCUUUCAGUAUUAAUCUCCAGAUAUCCCUGCUGCUGGGGGAGCCACAGGACAUCUGUGACAGGGUCUGGGACUGGCUGGCACAAUUCUAUUGCAGAAGACACUUGGGCUUCCUUUGGUUAGAACAACCCAGAACUUGGUCUUGGUUGAGGACCAGGCUCUUUCACACUUGACUGUUGGACCAUGAUAACCACUGUAACCCUGGGAGGCUUUGCAGUGGCUGCCUGAGCUAAUUGACUACUGACUGCUUCAUAUCAUGGUUUUUGGCCCUUUUGUUUUGUUUUUUGAUUUGUAACAUUUUAUGUUUAAUUUCAGUGUGUUUAUAACUUUUGAAACUAUAGUAGAACAUAUAAAACUGGUAUGGGAAACAGUCUUACCUAAAUGCAAAAGGAGAAAUUAAACCAGACCUAUAUCAUUGUUUGAAAUUCUUAAAGAAAGGAUGCUGGAGCCUUGGCAUCAUUGUACUUAACUCAGGAGACAGGGAGAGGCUAUAGGAAAAAGAGUCAUACCUAAGGAUAAUUGCUGAGUGUUGUGGCUUAAGAUGGACGUGUACUGUGUUUUUUUCCUGGAUUGUUUUGGAACAUAGAUUUGGAGUAAGAAGUCUUACUUUGUCACUCGCAAAUUCAGAUUUUUCCUUCCUUGGCCAGAUGUGAAAGAGAACACUUCAUAGUGUCCUCAUAUGGGCCAUCAGGUUCAAACCUCUGGUUUCGUGCUUAGCAGCAGGCUUUCUAUGAUGAGAGUAGCUUGAAAGGGGGGAGCAUGCCACUUCCUGAGCCACUACAAUGACAUCCCUCCAUCUGAGGCUGGUUGGGGGAAGAACACUUUAGUAGCUGAGCAUCGUGGCUCUGAAUUUUCUGAAGGGAAAUAUGCCUCUAUUCUUCACAGUUUGGGGAUUUCUCUUUGAGGCACUUGUUGGCUCCAAGUGAAUUCAUGAUCCAUGGAAAAAGUUGGGGAAAGAACAAAGUUGGCUUUUAAAGUCAAAGUAGAGGUUCCUGUUGUGGCUCAGCAGUAACAAACCUUCCUAGUAUCCAUGAGGACACAGGUUCGAUCCCUGGCCUUGCUCAGUGGGUUAAAGGUCCAGCAUUGUUGUGGCUGUGGUAUAGGCCGGCAACUGCAAUUCCAAUUCAACCCCUAGCCUGAGAACUUUUCUUAUGCUUCCGGUUUGGCCCUAAAAAGAAAAAAAAAAUUUUCUUUUUAAUAGGUAGUUUUUGAGCUCCCGUCGUGGCUCAGUGGUUAACAAAUCCGACUAGGAACCAUGAGGUUGCGGGUUCGGUCCCUGCCCUUGCUCAGUGGGUUAACGAUCCGGUGUUGCCCUGAGCUGUGGUGUAGGUUCAGACGUGGCUCGGAUCCCAAGUUGCUAUGGCUCUGACAUAGGCCGGCAGCUACAGCUCCAAUUCGACCCCUAGUCUGGGAACCUCCAUAUGCCACGGGAGCGGCCCAAGAAAAUGGCAAAAAGAAAAAAGAAAAAAAGAAAAAAAAGGUAGUUUUGUGUCAGAUGCUAAGGCAAAAAUAAAAUUUUGUUUUUAUAAAUUCUUUCAAUUUCUGAAAUGACAUGGUUUAAGUCACCAGUAUUCUUGACCAUUAUUUGAAGGAAAUGUCAAUUAUACCUCAGUUAAAGAUAUAUUUGAAGGAAUAAUCUUUUCAUCCUUGGACAACUUCACUUCUUUGAGACUCCUCAGUAUUCUCUAUUGUAAAAUGUGGAUAAUAAUAUCUAUCCCAUAGAUUUUGAAGAUUGAUUGAGAAAAUUAUUAAAAAGAGCCUGUUGGUGUCUGACAUAC
Messenger RNA from Sus scrofa (pig), 2262 nucleotides. It is a transcript of the gene POLR2D, whose product is annotated as RNA polymerase II subunit D. Gene Ontology annotation, molecular function: nucleotide binding. Gene Ontology annotation, cellular component: RNA polymerase complex. NCBI's taxonomy places the organism in Eukaryota, Metazoa, Chordata, Mammalia, Artiodactyla, Suidae. Gene Ontology annotation, biological process: DNA-templated transcription initiation. The record is from RefSeq and is a predicted model, not a curated record.